This is a messenger RNA of Cucurbitaria berberidis CBS 394.84, 973 nucleotides long. RefSeq names its product zf-U1-domain-containing protein. Gene Ontology annotation, cellular component: nucleus; U1 snRNP. The record is from RefSeq and is a predicted model, not a curated record. The transcript is spliced from 4 exons. Bases 87 to 716 code for a protein of 209 amino acids. Lineage: Eukaryota; Fungi; Ascomycota; Dothideomycetes; Pleosporales; Cucurbitariaceae. Gene Ontology annotation, molecular function: pre-mRNA 5'-splice site binding; zinc ion binding. Gene Ontology annotation, biological process: mRNA splicing, via spliceosome; spliceosomal snRNP assembly; mRNA 5'-splice site recognition.
AAGCUCCACACCAGCACAUUGUCCAGACCUGUACAUUACUACGCGCGCGCCAGAUCCCCUUCUAGAUCCCAAGACAACGGCACAUCAUGCCCAAGUUCUUCUGCGACUAUUGCGAUGUCUACCUCACACACGACUCGAUGAGCGUGCGGAAAGCGCACAACAACGGCCGCAACCACCUCCGCAAUGUGCAAGCCUACUACGAGCAAAUAUCGAGCGACCAGACACAACAAGUCAUCAACAGCAUAACAGACGCAUACAAUACCGAAGGGCAGGCCAACCCGCUGUUCCAGGCGAAUCUUAGCGGAGGCUUUCCCGGGGGGCCGAUGGCAAUGCAGGGAAUGGGCCCGCCGAUGGGUAUGCCUAUGCCUGGAGGGAUGCCAGGAUUUCCGCCGCCAGGGAUGCCGGGAAUGCCAGGAAUGCCACCUCCAUUCAUGGGUCGAGGAGGUCCUGGUCCAAACAUGCCAUCGAACAUGCCGCCCUUCCCCCCGCCAAAUAUGCCUCUAGGCCCUGGCGGUAUGCCCCCAAAUAUGCCACCUUUCCCACCACCAAACAUGGGCGGAGGUCCACCAGUAGGGAUGCCGCCGUUCCCCUUCCCACCACCAGGUGGAGCUGGCUCGCCACCGGGCGGUAUGCCGUUUCCUCUGCCAGGCGGUAUGCCCGUUAUGCCGCCUGGAGGACCGCCAGGCAGAUAUCCUCCUGGACCGCCAGGACGCUAGGAACGUCCUGAUGCGCACAAGGGAUGCACGAGCAACUUCAUGAAUGGGACUUCAGGGUCGCGGCGGAAUAGAGAUGACGAUAUACCCGAGGCGUUUUUGCGAGGUGGAGAAGGGCGGCAAUGGACUAGUGCGGCGACGGGUGCCAACGCCAUAGUACCAAAGAGGGCCCAGAGGGGGCAGCCAUAAGACGGAGGGAUCGAUACACGACGAUACAGACCAUAUAUCGACCAUGAAGCAUGGGAUUGGUUAUUCACUAC